Molecule: messenger RNA, 1809 nt
Organism: Pseudovirgaria hyperparasitica
Lineage: Eukaryota; Fungi; Ascomycota; Dothideomycetes; Acrospermales; Acrospermaceae
Exons: 2
Coding region: 1-1809 (602 amino acids)
Source: RefSeq, a predicted model, not a curated record
AUGGCCAACCUCGGCGCUGACUCCGCAAUGUACGACUUCAACGAGCCAGGCGACUUCGGAAGCGGCCAGGAGCUUGUGCUGGCAGCACAGAGCACGGAACAGAGGUUCAUACUGGAGGGCUCCGUGGACCAGGUGUCCCAGGAACUGUGCAGCAGCUACGGUCUCCCCGGUCCUUUCUCCUCCAGCUACAACUCAUACCCCGGGAACCAGUUCAAUGCUUUCGAUUUCGACAGCGAUCUGCAAAUGCAAGCUCUUCCUAACCAAAAUACAUCCUUCAUAGGACCUCAAUUAGGCGACGCCAUCCUGUACAUGGAACCAGAUCGGCAGUAUCCCACAACUGCCCUCGACCCUAAAUUGACCGGCUACGAGGCUCCCUCUCAGAUACAAGGGUUCAAUCCUUUAGAUACUAAUCAAUAUGGCUGGACCACCACCAUGCAGAACGAAACGAGCGGCUACCAGGCUACGUCUCAGUCCCAGGGUUCAAAUGCAGGCGCCUAUGGCUGGCCCGACCUCGCGCAAGAUGGAUCGAGCGGCUGCCAGGCUACGUCUCAGUCCCAAGGUUCAAAUGCAGGCGCGUAUGGCUGGCCCGACCUCGCGCAAGAUGGAUCGAGCGGCUGCCAGGCUACGUCUCAGUCCCAAGGUUUUAUCCUGGACCCGUAUGGAUGGCCCAGCACUAUGCAGAAUAAAGCGAGCAGCUAUCAGCCUGAUUCUCAGUUCCACGAAUCCAACCAUUGGGAGAUGAACCACAACAUGAACUAUCAAAUGCCAGCUGUUUCUCUUCCCACCUCUCUAGUACCCACGUCUAUGCCACUUAGUCCCAACACAAUCAAUGACGAGCAUCAGACCCGGAUAAGCGAUCCCCCGAAAGCUCCUGAGACUAUCUAUGAGCACGUCGAGUUCUAUCAUGACACCACUAUAGCCUUCUACCAGAAAGCAAUUUACGGGAAUGGUGACCUCCCGGUCGAAGAGUAUGAACGCACAUGUUAUUCGGCUGCCGAUAAUCUUGUCCGCAUAGAGAAUCUGAACAUGGCACGGUGCAAGCCGCCUCCCGGUGCUACUCGAAGUAUCGCCAUGAUGCUUGAUACUGUCCUAAAAGCUUACCAUAUGGAGCAAGAAGAGAUGGCCCCUGGGGCGGAGAUACCGCCGCUACGAACCCUAGAGGGUUACGCUGACAAAGCUGUCACGCAUCGGAAAUGUGCGGGACUCCUGUUGAAAUGGGUAAAGCGGGAGCGCCAGAUACGUGUACAGAAAGGCACGUCCGCUUCAUUGCGAGGCGCUCAGGGCCAAUCACUCCCGGCACGUCCUAUUCCUUCGAACAGUGAUCAGGCAUUGCAACCCAUUUCUCAGGACAGUAUGGAUACAUCUGGGACACAACAGCAGCUUUCGUAUAAUCAAUCUGCAGACGGUGACUCAGCCGUCGAGCAGAUCCCAAGACUUGUUGACCCCCUAGCGCCGAGAGGCGGCCAGUCGGUUGCGAUGUCCCAAGCCAGGAUGAAGGCCAUGAUCUCUCAGGAGAAACAUCUACGUGGAAAGCGUACGAACCUGGAUGAGCGGUGCGCGAACAUCUAUCAUGCACACGAGCGUCGGCGUGAGGAUAUGAAACAUCUACUCGAGCAACCAAGCAGGGGUCUGAACUUGGACCCCACCAUCGCAUGUUCCCAGGUCGACGAUCACACCUCAAUGGAUACGAACAGCAAAUUUUCCAACAAGAACCAUCCUCGUGGCCAGAAUAAACGUCAUAGAUCUCCUUCAGGGUCUUCAGCUGUCAAACGCCGUCAGACCUCUGUGAUAUCCCUCACUGGCGAAUAA